Molecule: messenger RNA, 1884 nt
Organism: Danaus chrysippus (African queen)
Lineage: Eukaryota; Metazoa; Arthropoda; Insecta; Lepidoptera; Nymphalidae
Source: the annotation of a GenBank genome assembly
AUGGACGACACUAUAAAGAUAACUAAUGACAAAAGGCAUAGAAGUUCCAGCAGCCUCGUUGGAGGCAUAGAGGCUACUCGUUCCGAGAGGAAAUUGGAUAUUAGAGCUUCAAUACCCGAAGUAGACGAUCAGUUUGCUAAUGCUGAAGCGCGGUGUGAAGAUUUACAAGAGAAAAUAGAUUUAGUGAAAUCACUUCGAAAGAAAAAGAAACUAAAAAAGCGAAGUAUGACCACUAUUGUGGAGCCAGCGUCUGGUGUUGAAAAUGUGCCUUUUAUAUCUGUUCGUGCCCAACCAAAAAAGAUUUUGUUGGUAACAGAGGUGUCACAGCAAGCUGCUCGUCUUCGUCGACUCGAAGUGCCGCAGAGAGCUACAAAACCGAUCCGCGGAUAUCUUGAUCCGGAUAUCAUAGAACAGCAACAAAUGCUUGGCAGAGUACACGGCUUUAAACAGAACUUCAAACCGCCUAUUCAGAAUAAGGUCAAACCAUCCCGACAGAAUCUAGACAACAUUUCGCUGCCAAAAUCCCGACAGAGACGAGCUCGAGCAGACGGAGAUGCCACAAGUGGCCGGAGUGUUCAAAUAGACAUACAAGAACUGCAACAAGAAGUCGCAUGCGGGAACGACGACGAUUCAGACGAUUAUCAGAAUGAAAACACUUAUGACCUACAGAGCGAAAAUUAUUCGGGAGACAAGGAUCGUCACACGGAGUUACAACAGUCGAAGCAGAGUUCUGGAGGCCGGCGUAGGCACGUGCCGAGGGAGAAUAUGGUUCAACAGAUUAACAGUCAACGUGUUAACGAGGCGAGGAACAGAUGGCGUGGUGCUCCCUUGACAACACAGUCACAUCGUCCGAAAAGUAAUUUCAUUCAGGAUAACACAGCUGAAAAUAUGGUAGAAGUGGAAGCAAGGUCGGUGGUAGAAUUGUUUAAUAAGAAUCGCAUGUCGCCGAUACCGUGGCAGCGACCACCCAGCGGGAGUACGAACGGGGAGAAAAAUAAACAAAUGAGAGGCCCAGAACAAGCAGUUUCAGAUGAAGAUGUUAUGGCUACUGGGAAUUUGGGUAGCGUUAAAGCGUUUAAAACCAAGAAAGCAAAGGGCUUUCGUCAUUCGAAGUACCAGAGCCGUAGGUACGAGUUGCCGACGGUGUCUUCGAAGAUGAAGGAGGCUGGCAUGAGAUGUUACUACAGCAAUUCGAACAAAACGAACAUACCCUUCGUGGUCAGCAAGACAACUGCUCCGUCACACAACGUGGGCGUUAAUCUGCAACAGGUCCUCAACGGUCUUAAAGUACAGCAACCAUUGUCUGGGAUACCUCUCACCAUAGCUCACCAUAUGGGUUUACGGCACGAUCCUUCUUACGGUUCUAAGAGUGCUACAAUGGCGACUCUUCGUAACAGUGAGAUAAACGUUAUCAAGUUGGGUGGAAGAUUGUUAAGAUUGCCGUCAUACAAGCAUAUCUCGUACAAUCGAUUGUUGGCGUUCUAUCGUGAGGCUGACGGCAUAGUGUCCCGGUUCCUGAGAGCAAACAGCCGACCGCACUACUUCUACACAUCGAUGUAUAACCUCGCCACGAACCACGAGGAUUUCGACGCUUGCACGUCUAAAGGACGGAUCAGCAACUGGGAGGCCAAGCGGAGUCUGGCGGAAUACGCGGACUUGUAUCGCGAAUACGAAAAGACAGAGAAGAGCCUCAACCAGAAUUACACCAUUGAGACAGAGAGACGGCGCAGCGAAUUGGCGAAGGAACUGGCGGCGCGCGAGGACUAUAUACGAAAGGUUAUGCAGGAUUUCAAGCCAGGUGACGAGAGACCUCUCCGUGCUACUGCGUCCACAGCGGAGGAGGCGUAUAGACACUCGUCUUUCAAAAUCCAUGAUGACGAAUAA